UUGAUCGAAGUCUCUAUAAAAGUCCGUACUGAGGCGCCUCCCCUGACUCAAGCCGUGCCGUGCGUUUAGAAGAUAUAAAAUUCUAACAGGUUACCCGGUUGCUGAAACGAUGGUGGUUCUCUCUAAAGAGUAUGGCUACGUGGUGCUGACUGGCACGGCCAGCUUCGUCAUGGUGAUGCACCUGGCCAUGAAUGUGGGCAAAGCACGCAAGAAGUACAACGUGCCGUACCCCAAGAUGUACCUUGAGGAAAGUGAGAACAGCAACAUCUUCAACUGCAUUCAGCGAGCACACCAGAACACGCUGGAGGCCUAUGCACCUUUCCUGUUCUUUCUGACGAUUGGAGGAAUACAGCAUCCUCGAGUGGCUAGUUUUCUGGGGUUGACCUGGGUGAUUGGCAGAGAGGUGUAUGCCUACGGGUACUAUAGUGGAGAUCCCAAGAAGAGGAUGAGGGGUGGUUUCUCGUCGCUGGCUCUCUUGGGGCUCAUGGGGACGGCUCUGAGCUUUGCGAAAAAUCUCCUUGGCUGGCCGUCGUGUUGCCAUCACUGAGCCGCCAUUCUGUAGGUGGCAGAGCCCUGCGUGCGUGGAGAGGUGAUGGGUAAAGUUGUCUCAGAGCUGUCUGGUGUGGACAGACUUGUAACGAUGUGUAUGUUUAGUGCCUGGCUCUAGUGAAUUCUGUCUGGUUCAUCUGCCUGCUGUUUUUGUUGCAUUGUUUGGCACAUCUGCAGUGGAUUACCCUGAUCUAGUUGAGAUGGCUAGUACCGUACUGAAGCAGCCCACGGGAAGGUCGUCCUAUUUUUAAUACACCUCUCUAAUCCUGUACUGCUCAUGUGCAAAGCUAUGCCUGUCAGACAAAUGAACCAGAUUUAAAACACAAACUCAACAGACUGUAUGCAAAAGUCAAGCACCAAAUCCUCCAAGAUUUACACACUACAAAUGGAAUCCCUGAUCUCAAUUAUUUUACCCUUGACCACAAGUGUUUGAAUUCUUAAGCACCUGAAUUGGGAACGUUGAAACGUUCCAAUGUGAAGGGGGAACGUGCUGGGAGGGGGUUGAGUGGCAAUGCUAGUGGCGUUGGGGCUGAUUUUCUUGCUAGAGUUUUAUUGUGUUAAUCUAAUUUUAUAAAAUGAAACAUGUGCCUGUUUUAAUAAAGUGGCAUCCUUA
Messenger RNA from Polyodon spathula (Mississippi paddlefish), 1162 nucleotides. Its product is annotated as microsomal glutathione S-transferase 3-like. Gene Ontology annotation, molecular function: glutathione transferase activity; glutathione peroxidase activity. Gene Ontology annotation, cellular component: nuclear envelope; endoplasmic reticulum; membrane. The record is from RefSeq and is a predicted model, not a curated record. The transcript has 6 exons. Bases 110 to 547 code for a protein of 145 amino acids. NCBI's taxonomy places the organism in Eukaryota, Metazoa, Chordata, Actinopteri, Acipenseriformes, Polyodontidae.